Molecule: messenger RNA, 3367 nt
Organism: Spirodela intermedia
Lineage: Eukaryota; Viridiplantae; Streptophyta; Magnoliopsida; Alismatales; Araceae
Source: the annotation of a GenBank genome assembly
AUGAAUGCUCGUGAUCCUAUAUCACAUUAUUUGGCACCUUCUGCAGAUGGAUGGAUGGAUGGAUGGAUGGAUGGAUGGAUGGAUGGAUGAGAUGAGAUGAGAUGAGAUGAGAUGAACGAGUUUUUAUGAUUUUGCGGUCAUGGAGAGGAGAUAUCUCCAGAAAAUAUAAAUUACGUUUUAUUAUAAAUUCUGUGGCUGCAUCAAAUGCGUUUGGUUCAGAGUGUUGAUGGGAACAGUUCUUUGCGCAUUUAUAAGAACUAAAUGUUGGAAUAUACGCCUGCAAUGCAUAAAUGAAUGCACUGUGUGAAGUAAUUGCUUCCCCUUCUGAACUUGAUGUCCGGUGCUCAGGAGGGUACUACAAGCCUGGACUUUUAAUGGGUCAUCCUUCCAUUUAUAUCCAUGUGGGGGUGGGGGAAUUUUAAUGGGUUGCUGCUCAUUUGAAUCGGAGAGGAAACCAGGCUGAACACCCCUGGAAGUGGGAUCGCUCCAAGAUGAAAAAUUGGUGUGAUGCCUCUCAGUGGUAACCGAGGCGAUGAUGGGAUCUAAGGAUCGCUGUUCUUUGUUGAAUAUUUCUUAAAAAUAUGAUUUUUAAGCAUAAAUGUAUGUUAUUGGGAUCAGAUUAUGACACUGCUUAUCCCCCAUGCUGCCAUGCCAGAAUGUUCAUGCUUGAGGACGAUCACUGCAGGAGGCAUGAGCCACAGCCCAGAAAGAGGAAGAGCAGGAACAGCGGCGCUUGGUGCGGGGGAUCGGCUUUCAAAUGCCCAAGAAAAAGCAAGCGGGAGGUUGUACCUCGGGAUGGACUUCGGGACGUCUGGAGCUCGAUACGUCCUUGUGGAUGAGUCCGGGGCUGUUCAUUCCGAGGGCAGAAAAGGCUACCCACCGCUCCUCGUAUGAUCUCCCCCCAAAACUUCUCCUCCUACAUGCUAUAUAUAUUCAUUUGCUGUGGUUGAUGGCAUUCAUCUGGGUCGGUUUCUAAACCUAGAAAGAUUCAGCGGGAGAAAUCGGGUAUGAUUUGAGCGCAGGAUUUAGCAGAAACCGCGGCACCACAGUGCGGCGUCUCUGUUCAUCCUCUGAGAGGAAGAACACGAACAUGAACACGAACAUGAACAUGAACAUGAACAUGAACAUGAACAUGAACAUGAAAUGAAUGGGCUUUCCUCUGAUUAAAGCGGGCAUAGCGUCGUAGAAUGGGUUCCAUGCCCUUUUCUUUUCUUUUCAAUUCCUCAGAUGAUCUGAAUCUGAGCAUGAGAUAUAACUUGGGCAUCUCCGCGCUGGUGGACAGGACCAAAAUGGGAGGAGCUGGGAGAGAUCCUGGAGGGAGACCCUUGAAGCCCUGCUCGGAGAGAUCCCUCGCGAAAUCUGCUCCCACGUUGCCUCCAUAUCCAUCGACGGCACAUCAGCGACGACGUUGAUCAUCGACAGGUAUCAUCAUUCCCCAAUAUCUACACACAAACAUAUGUAUAUAGAUAGAAAGAAAUUUGAUCUUCUUCUUCUUGUUCUUCUUAAUGGAUGUGGUUUCUACAUUUCAGCGCCACGGGAGAGUUGCUAUCGAGGCCUCUGCUGUACAACGAGAGCUGUCCAGAGGCCCUGGAGAGGGUGGCGGCGAUGGCACCGGAGAACCACACGGUGUGCUCUGGUUCUUCCACCCUGUGUAAGCUUGUCGCCUGGUGGGACACGCACGAUCAGAACAAAGAGACGGCCAUUCUGCUGCACCAGGCAGAUUGGCUGUUGUGGCUCCUUCAUGGAAAGCUCGGGGUCACAGACUACAACAAUGCACUGAAGGUGGCCGCAUCAAUUUACUCUUCGUAGCAAGUACUGAUUGAUUGACUGUCAUUCUCUGAAUAUGAUGGCAUAAAACGAGCUGGCGAGAUGGAAUAGUUAGAGAAUUAGGGUAGGAUUAAAAAAUAAAAAGAGGAAUUGGGGAACUGGAAACCUUUAUUUUUCGUUGUUAAAUCAUUCAUACUGGGUAGGUAGGUUUUCAUCGGAAGAACGCUCAGGUUUCCUCUGGUUUCUCACUCACUGCAGGUUGGGUAUGAUCCUGAGGCUGAUUCCUACCCACCUUGGCUGCGCUCGCAGCCCUUUUCACGAACGCUGCCGUCUGUUCAAGCUCCUGGGACUCCCAUUGGUUUCAUCAAGGAUCACAUCAGAUUGCAAUAUGGUGAACAUGCUGAGUAUUUUUUUGUGAAAUUGGCAACGACCAAUGAAGAAAGAAUGAUCUUCAGAGGGGUCUAGUUAUAUAAUUUUCUGGUGUAGAUCAGUGGUGAAUCUUGAAGAGGAGUUGCUCACCUUGCUGACGACCCGAUCCGUUUUGAGCAGGUUUUCCGGAGGAUUGCCGAGUCUGCACAGGAACCACGGAUAGCAUUGCGGCUUUUCUGGCUGCGCGCGCUACAGUGCCAGGCCAAGCUGUGGGUGGAAACCCUCAUGGCUCCGCUCUGUCGCUGUGAGCUGAAGCUGACGUCUUCUCUGUGAUCCUUCCUUCCAGGUUACCUCAUUGGGGUCAACUCUUGCGGUCAAGCUUCUUAGCUCCUGCAGGGUUGAGGACGCCAGAUUUGGGGUCUACAGCCAUCGUUUGGACGACCUGUGGCUCGUCGGUGGCGCCUCGAACACCGGUGGAGUGGUCCUCCGGCAGAUCUUCACCGACCAAGAACUGGAACAGUUGAGCAGCAAAAUCGACCCCACGACGCCCUCGCCCUUGGACUUCUAUCCUCUGCCGGCGACCGGUGAAAGAUUUCCCGUCGCGGAUCCGAGCAUGGCUCCCAGGUACGCCGAUUUCAGAGCAAUUAAUUGUAUAUCCAACCAGCGUCGCAAUAUCCGACCACCGAUUAUCCGCUGUGCAUUCUACCGGGUGGACCGAAAUCAUCUUGUCAUUUAUUCAAUUCGGCUCCCCGACUGUCAACGCGGCCGCCCUAGGGUUCUCAUUUCUAGGGUUCCAGAGCGAAUGCGAUCCAGAUCGGCUGAUUUCUUUCAAACUAUCCGUCCUUUGCAGAUUACACCCGCGGCCAAGCAGCGACGUGGAGUAUCUGCACGGCAUUCUGGAAUCCAUAGCCCGGAUCGAGGUGAUACUCGCCGAUCUACUCCCCACCCCAACCCCUGAUUGAGUGAGCGACCGGCAAAAACCUCAAAAAUUUCUCACCAUCUCCGACGUAAUCUGGGGCAGGCCAAGGGGUACCGGCUGCUGAUGGAUCUUGGGGCGACAAGGGUUGACCAGGUGCUCACCUCCGGCGGCGGCGCGAAGAACGCGGCGUGGAUGAAGAUCCGGCAGAGAGUGCUCGGCUUGCCGGUCGUCCCCGCCAUGAACACCGAGGCUGCGUACGGAAGCGCCCUACUUGCUCUCAAAGGCGCCUUCGCCGCCUACGAUAUUUCUUAA